AUGUUAUUGAAACUACUUCUACUCGGCGUCGUAGGCUUGGCCUACGGACGGCCGCAGUUCGACUGUCCCAACGAUGGACAACAGUACUUCCUUCCACAUGAGACAGACUGUUCGCUAUAUUACAUAUGCAAGAAUGGACAGAAGCAAGUGGCGUCCCAAUGCCCCGUGAACACGUUAUUCUCGUCUGUGAAACAGGGCUGCGAUUUGCCAGAACAAGUUCAAUGCGGCGCAACAGAUGACAAACUUAUAAAAAAGAAUAGCAUUCAGAUCGGAUGUCCAAAGGACUUCUUCGGGGUUCUUCGUCUGCCACAUGAGAGUGACUGUAGAAAGUUCUACAACUGCCAAUUUGGUUUAAAGUUUGUGCAAGAAUGUGGGGAGGGAGAACACUUCAAUCCGAUAAGGCGGAGAUGCGAUGAUAUCUCCGCAGCCAAUUGUAAAGUUGACACUGAUUUGAAUCAAGGCAGUCAGAAUUCAAAGAAUGACACGAACACCGACUCCGAAUACUUCCCCAACGGAUGCCCCAAGGACUACAGGAGGGAGAGGCUGUUCCCCCAUCCGAGAUGUGACAAAUUCUACCAAUGCGUCCACGGCUCCUACCAAGAAAUGCCAUGUGGACCUGGAACACAUUUCAGCGUCAAGUUACAGAAAUGCACGUGGCCACAUUUAGCUAAUUGUACGGAGGGAGAAAGUGGUGGUGGCGGCGGUGGAGGUGGAGACAAUGGAGGCGGCGACAAUGGAGGCGGCGACAAUGGAGGCGGCGACAAUGGAGGCGGCGACAAUGGAGGCGGCGACAAUGGAGGCGGCGACAAUGGAGACGGAGACAAUGGAGGCGGAGACAAUGGAGGCGGAGACAAUGGAGGCGGAGACAAUGGCGGCGGCGACAAUGGAGGCGGAGACAAUGGAGGCGGCGACAAUGGAGGUGGAGACAAUGGAGGUGGCGACAAUGGCGGCGGUGAUGGCGGUAAUGGUGGAGACGGAGGUAACGGAGGGGGUGGCGGUGACGGCGGCAAUGGUGGAGAUGGUGGAAAUGGAGGCGAUGGUGGUAAUGGUGGAGACGGAGGCAACGGAGGUGGCGGCGGUGAUGGCGGCAAUGGUGGAGAUGGUGGAAAUGGAGGUGAUGGAGGCAAUGGUGGAGAUGGAGGCAACGGAGGUGGCGGCGGCGAUGGUGGUAAUGGUGGAGACGGAGGCAAUGGAGGUGGCGGCGGUGGCGGCGGCGAUGGUGGUAAUGGUGGAGACGGAGGCAAUGGAGGUGGCGGCGGUGAUGGCGGUAAUGGUGGAGAUGGUGGAAAUGGAGGCGAUGGAGGCAAUGGAGGUGAUGGAGGCAACGGAGGUGGCGGCGGUGAUGGAGGCAAUGGUGGAGAUGGUGGAAAUGGAGGCGAUGGAGGCAAUGGAGGUGACGGAGGCAACGGAGGUGGCGGCGGUGAUGGCGGCAAUGGUGGAGAUGGUGGAAAUGGAGGCGAUGGAGGCAAUGGAGGUGACGGAGGCAACGGAGGUGGCGGCGGUGAUGGCGGCAAUGGUGGAGAUGGUGGAAAUGGAGGUGAUGGAGGCAAUGGUGGAGGUGGCGGCAACGGAGGCGAUGGCGGCAAUGGUGGAGAUGGUGGAAAUGGAGGUGAUGGAGGCAAUGGUGGAGAUGGAGGUAACGGAGGUGGCGGCGGCGAUGGUGGUAAUGGUGGAGACGGAGGCAAUGGAGGUGGCGGCGGUGAUGGCGGCAAUGGUGGAGAUGGUGGAAAUGGAGGUGACGGAGGCAACGGAGGUGGCGGCGGUGAUGGCGGCAAUGGUGGAGAUGGUGGAAAUGGAGGUGAUGGAGGCAAUGGUGGAGAUGGAGGCAACGGAGGUGGCGGCGGCGAUGGUGGUAAUGGUGGAGAUGGAGGCAACGGAGGUGGCGGCGGCGAUGGUGGUAAUGGUGGAGACGGAGGCAACGGAGGUGGCGGCGGUGACGGCGGCAAUGGUGGAGAUGGUGGAAAUGGAGGCAAUGGAGGUGACGGAGGCAACGGAGGUGGCGGCGGUGAUGGCGGCAAUGGUGGAGAUGGUGGAAAUGGAGGUGAUGGAGGCAAUGGUGGAGAUGGAGGCAACGGAGGUGGCGGCGGCGAUGGUGGUAAUGGUGGAGACGGAGGCAAUGGAGGUGGCGGCGGUGAUGGAGGCAAUGGUGGAGAUGGAGGCAACGGAGGCGAUGGCGGCAAUGGUGGAAAUGGAGGUGAUGGAGGCAAUGGUGGAGAUGGAGGUAACGGAGGUGGCGGCGGCGAUGGUGGUAAUGGUGGAGACGGAGGCAAUGGAGGUGGCGGCGGUGAUGGCGGCAAUGGUGGAGAUGGUGGAAAUGGAGGUGAUGGAGGCAAUGGUGGAGAUGGAGGCAACGGAGGCGAUGGCGGCAAUGGUGGAGAUGGUGGAAAUGGAGGUGAUGGAGGCAACGGUGGAGAUGGAGGCAACGGAGGCGAUGGCGGCAAUGGUGGAGAUGGUGGAAAUGGAGGCGAUGGAGGCAAUGGUGGAGAUGGUGGAAAUGGAGGUGAUGGAGGCAAUGGUGGAGAUGGAGGCAACGGAGGUGGCGGCGGCGAUGGUGGUAAUGGUGGAGACGGAGGCAAUGGAGGUGGCGGCGGUGAUGGCGGCAAUGGUGGAGAUGGUGGAAAUGGAGGUGAUGGAGGCAAUGGAGGCGAUGGCGGCAAUGGUGGAGAUGGUGGAAAUGGAGGUGAUGGAGGCAAUGGUGGAGAUGGAGGUAACGGAGGUGGCGGCGGCGAUGGUGGUAAUGGUGGAGACGGAGGCAAUGGAGGUGAUGGAGGCAACGGAGGUGGCGGCGGUGAUGGAGGCAAUGGUGGAGAUGGUGGAAAUGGAGGUGAUGGAGGCAAUGGUGGAGAUGGAGGCAACGGAGGCGAUGGCGGCAAUGGUGGAGAUGGUGGAAAUGGAGGCGAUGGAGGCAAUGGUGGAGAUGGUGGAAAUGGAGGUGAUGGAGGCAAUGGUGGAGAUGGAGGCAACGGAGGUGGCGGCGGCGAUGGUGGUAAUGGUGGAGACGGAGGCAAUGGAGGUGGCGGCGGUGAUGGCGGCAAUGGUGGAGAUGGUGGAAAUGGAGGUGAUGGAGGCAAUGGAGGCGAUGGCGGCAAUGGUGGAGAUGGUGGAAAUGGAGGUGAUGGAGGCAAUGGUGGAGAUGGAGGUAACGGAGGUGGCGGCGGCGAUGGUGGUAAUGGUGGAGACGGAGGCAAUGGAGGUGGCGGCGGUGAUGGCGGCAAUGGUGGAGAUGGUGGAAAUGGAGGUGAUGGAGGCAAUGGUGGAGAUGGAGGCAACGGAGGUGGCGGCGGUGAUGGCGGCAAUGGUGGAGAUGGUGGAAAUGGAGGCGAUGGAGGCAAUGGAGGUGACGGAGGCAACGGAGGUGGCGGCGGUGACGGCGGCGGUGACGGCGGCAAUGGUGGAGAUGGUGGAAAUGGAGGCGAUGGAGGCAAUGGAGGUGACGGAGGCAACGGAGGUGGCGGCGGUGAUGGCGGCAAUGGUGGAGAUGGUGGAAAUGGAGGUGAUGGAGGCAACGGAGGUGGCGGCGGUGACGGCGGCAAUGGUGGAGAUGGUGGAAAUGGAGGUGAUGGAGGCAAUGGUGGAGAUGGUGGUAAUGGUGGAGACGGAGGCAACGGAGGUGGCGGCGGUGAUGGAGGCAAUGGUGGAGAUGGUGGAAAUGGAGGCGAUGGAGGCAACGGAGGCGAUGGAGGCAAUGGUGGAGAUGGAGGCAACGGAGGUGGCGGCGGUGACGGCGGCAAUGGUGGAGAUGGUGGAAAUGGAGGUGGCGGCGGUGAUGGCGGUAAUGGUGGAGAAGGUGGAAAUGGCGGUGAUGAUGGUUCUGAUGGAAAUGAUGGUCGUAAUAGAUGCAAAGAAGAUUGUCAUGUUCCAUUCUGGAAACACGAAACGGACUGUGACAAAUUUUGGCGUUGUGUUGGGGAGGAAGCAGUGAUCGGUGUAUGUACAGAAGGCCUCCGGUUCAACGAACAGGCACAAACGUGUGACUUUGCGUGCAAUGUGGACUGCGAGAGAAAGGAAAUUCAGUCGACUGCUGGCGUCGAUGGAUUGAAACUAUUCCUUCCAUGGAAUAGGGCCGAUGCUAUCCUGGAAAUAUUGCGAAGAAGUGACAAAAUUAGAAACACACCCCAUAUCAAAUACUAA
Messenger RNA from Leptosia nina, 4131 nucleotides. The record is from the annotation of a GenBank genome assembly. NCBI's taxonomy places the organism in Eukaryota, Metazoa, Arthropoda, Insecta, Lepidoptera, Pieridae.